This is a messenger RNA of Selaginella moellendorffii, 909 nucleotides long. Its product is annotated as transcription factor MYB61-like. The transcript is spliced from 3 exons. Lineage: Eukaryota; Viridiplantae; Streptophyta; Lycopodiopsida; Selaginellales; Selaginellaceae. The record is from RefSeq and is a predicted model, not a curated record. The coding region runs from base 6 to 767 and encodes 253 amino acids.
ACACAAUGGUGGCACAAAACACAAUUCUUUUAGAAGACAGGCAAAUGGAAGUUAAUAGCAGCGGUAAGAAAAAUCCACGAGCAAGGAAACCUCUGAUGCUACGGCGUGGGCUGUGGUCGCCAGAUGAAGACGACCGAUUGAUCGAGUGCGUGCUCAAGCACGGCCACAGCCGAUGGAGUGACGUUCCAAAGCAUGCCGGUCUCAAGCGAUGCGGGAAGAGCUGCAGGCUGCGAUGGCUCAACUAUCUGAGACCGGAGCUCAACCACAGCGAUUUCUCGCCCCAGGAGGAGAAGUUCAUUGCGGAAAUGCAUGCAAUUGUGGGAAACAGAUGGUCCCAGAUUGCUGCAAAGCUCCCCGGUCGCACAGAUAACCAGAUCAAGAACUACUGGAACUCGAGCAUCAGAAAGAAGUUCAAGGCGCUUGGGAUUGAUCCCGUGACAGUCUCUCAGACCCAGCAGUCUAUAGACACAACUUCCUCAGGCUCUACAAGUGAAUUCGAAGCUCCAAGUGCCGCUACUGCCAGAUCCACUGAAGUCGCCUCUUGCAGCAGCUGCAGCAGCAGCAGAAAUUUUCCAGCUUCGCAGAGCCAGCAGCACGAGGAUCAAGAACCCAGAAGUCAUGGUCUGGAGGCCACGAACAUCCUCGACCCUUUCGAUUUCGCACAAAUUUUCGAGGAUUCCAGCAGCGGGAUGCUCCAGAGCAGCGAGUCGUGCAGAUCUUUCCUGGAGGAAGACUACUUAUUCUGGGGAGGAUUCUGCUCAACUUGAAGGCAAGAAAAACCAUUAUCUCCAUGCACAAACUCCUUUUUCUAAGCUCGCAUGCGCAUCACAUGAUCAAUGAUCAUUUCAGCACCUACAAUGCUAAAAGUUCACUGCUAGAACUACAAAACAAUUGAAAGAUUUAUCGCCA